Molecule: messenger RNA, 4446 nt
Organism: Topomyia yanbarensis
Lineage: Eukaryota; Metazoa; Arthropoda; Insecta; Diptera; Culicidae
Exons: 1
Coding region: 1-4446 (1481 amino acids)
Biological process (GO): DNA integration
Molecular function (GO): zinc ion binding; nucleic acid binding
Source: RefSeq, a predicted model, not a curated record
AUGACAAAAGUGAACAAGCCGCCGGAGAAAACGAAUCAAAGAACUAGAGGAUCGAUUAACACACACGCUGCUAAUCCAGUAGCCGCCGUUGUUCCGGAUAGGUUGUGCUAUUCGUGUAGAAAACCUGGUCACCGCAUUCAGGAUUGUGGAAUGUUCAAAGCGCUGCCUAUGGAAGAACGUUGGAGGUACGUGAAUACGAACGGACUUUGCCGAAACUGCUUGAAUGCCCACGGGAAACGUAGCUGUCGCAGCAAGGGCUCGUGUGGCAUCCAGGGUUGCGAGUAUCGUCAUCAUCCUCUACUGCACGCAGCACGAAACAAUCAAGUCUUGAACGGCCAACACCAACAUUCAGUGGGAAACUUCACGCAUAGAGUACUCGAACAAGUCAUCCUGUUUCGUAUUGUGCCUGUGGUGUUACGCGGGAGUAAAGCUACCAUUAACACGUUCGCUUUUCUCGACGAAGGAUCGUCACUGACGCUUGUCGAAGAUAAACUAGCAAACGAGCUCGGCGCCAACGGGAUUACGAAGCCUUUGUGUCUGAUGUGGACCGGAAACGUGACGAGGAUGGAAUCAGCAUCAAAACAAAUUUCUCUGACGAUCUCGGCGGUGAACGGAAAUAAGGAGUACGAGGUAGAAGAUGCACGUACAGUGAAGGAGUUGUCUCUUCCAAAACAAACAGUAUCAUUUGAACGCUUGGUCAACCAGUAUCGUCAUCUCCAAGGACUUCCGAUUGCCAGCUAUGAAGAUGCAACACCCAGACUGUUGAUAGGAGUAAAUAAUUUGAAUCUGAUUGUUCCACUACGAACUAAAGAAGGCCUACGUUACGAACCCGUUGCUGUCAAAACCAGAUUGGGUUGGUGCGUCUACGGCGGAAAGACGGGUGAUGGAACAACACAUACAGUGAACUGUCAUUCAUGCGGUUGCACUGUAACUCAAGAGCUGCAUAACACAGUGAGAGAUUAUUUCGCGCUAGAAGAUGUCGCGGCUAAGGCGGUUACCGUGCUUGUGUCAGAGGAAGAGAAGCGUGCUCAUCGUAUCCUGGAACAAACGACAACUCGUAUUGGCAAACGCUUCGAAACGGGGCUGCUAUGGAAGUAUGACCAUAUUGAGUUCCCUGAUAGCUACAAUAUGGCUAUAAGCCGACUGGAAUGCCUGGAGAAGAAACUGUCACGAGAACCGAAGCUUAAGGAGAUCGUUCAGGAGCAGUUGACUGCAUACCAAACAAAAGGCUACGCCCAUCUCGCUUCAAAGGAGGAACUACUCAAUGCGGACCUGAAACGAGUCUGGUAUCUGCCACUAGGACUGGUGACGAAUCCUCGGAAGCCAGGCAAAGUGCGAAUAAUUUGGGAUGCAGCGGCGAAGGUCAGCGGAAUUUCUCUCAAUACGGCGCUUCUGAAAGGUCCCGAUCAACUGACUUCGUUACCAGCGGUCCUGUUACGUUUCCGCCAGUUCAAAGUUGGAGUUACCGCAGACAUCAAAGAGAUGUUCCAUCAAAUCUCUAUACGCAAAGAAGAUCGCCAUUCUCAGCGAUUCCUCUGGCGUUCGGAUCCUUCACACCGUCCGGAGAUCUUCUUGAUGGAUGUGGCGACGUUUGGAUCAACGUGUUCACCCGCAUCAGCGCAAUUUGUGAAAAACAAAAACGCUGAAGAGUUUCGGGAACAAUAUCCUCGCGCCGUGGAGGGCAUAAUUGAAAACCAUUAUGUGGACGACUGCUUGGAGAGUUUUGAGAGCGCUGAAGAAGCCUUGCGCGUCAGUCGAGAAAUGCGCAUGAUACACGAUGAAGGAGGCUUCGAACUGAGAAGCUGGCAUUCGAACAGUGCAGAAGUGCUAAAUGGCUUAGGCGAAACCAAAUCAGCUGAAACGAAGACCAUCGUUCAAGGCGGUGGAUUCGAGCGCGUACUAGGACUACUGUGGAGUACGGAAGCAGAUGAACUUCACUUCUCUACAACGAUGACGAACGAGAUCCAGAACUUGGUGGAAGGCAACCAACGUCCAACUAAAAGACAGAUGCUGAAAUGCCUAAUGGGUUUCUUUGACCCACUGGGACUUAUGAGUUUCUUCCAUAUCCAUGGUAAGAUGCUUCUGCUAGACGUCUGGCGAUCGGGAAUCGAGUGGGAUGAUGUGGUCAGCGAUAGUAUCUUUGAGCGUUGGCUGAAAUGGACAAGACUCUUCAGCGAAGUUAGCGUAGUGCGCAUACCCAGGUGUUACUUCCACGAAGCGACCCUAGAACACUAUGAUGGACUACAGCUGCACGUUUUUGUGGAUGCUAGCGAGGUAGCUUACUCCGCAGCUGCUUAUUUUCGAAUAGUGAAUCCUCACGGUGUAGGCGAAUGUGCGUUGGUCGCUGCGAAGGCGAAAGUAGCUCCAUUGAAGCCCCUCUCAGUGCCUAGGAUGGAAUUGCAAGCAGCUGUUUUGGGAUCGCGGUUGAUGAAAUUCGUGGAAGAAGCUCAUAGUCUCACCAUAGCGCGAAGGUACUUGUGGACCGAUUCGGCUACUGUGCUGUCGUGGCUUCGAGCGGAUCAUCGCUGGUAUAAGCUUUUCGUGGCCUGUCGUUUUGGAGAGUUACUUACCACAACGGAUGUCGGCGACUGGCGAUGGGUGCCCUCGAAAUUUAACCCUGCUGAUGCCGCAACCAAGUGGGGUAAAGGCCCAAAAUUGACAACGGACAGUAUGUGGUUCAAAAGUCCAGAAUUCUUAUGCGAACCGGAGACAAGUUGGCCUGUUCAAAGAAUUCGUUCCGUGGACACGGAAGAAGAGUUGCGCCCUUGCUAUGCGCACCGCGGAAUUAUCCUGCCAACGCUGAUAAUCGAUUUGGAUCGAUUUUCAAAGCUUUCUCGGGCGGUGAGGACCAUGGGCCACGUGCAUAGAUUUCUGGGGAACCUGAAACGGAAGCGACUCAGCGAGAAUGCGGUAAAUGGAAGAUUCAGUUCGGAGGAGCUCAAAUCGGCAGAACGCUCAUUGAUACGGAUGGUGCAAUGGCAGGCAUUUCCCGAUGAAAUGGCGAUAACAGCGCGAAAUCAACAGAAAUCAGCUGAGCAGUGGGAACCUCUGGACAAGAGCAGCAGAAUUUACCAGUUGUCUCCGAUCGUGGAUGAUUAUGGGGUGCUCCGGAUCGGCGGACGCAUUGGGAAAGCCCCUAAUAUCGACCUAGAUGCGAAGUUUCCGGUCAUACUCCCACGAAAUCAUAGGUUUACCACACUAUUGGUGGACGAUUACCACCGUAAGUUUCGUCAUGGUAACCACGAAACCGUGACAAAUGAAAUACGCCAAAAGUAUUAUGUACCGAGAUUGAGAGUAGCAGUGAAGCAGCAAGCAACAGCUUGUCAAUGGUGCAAAAUAAAUAAGGUCAAGCCGCAAACUCCGCAGAUGGCUCCAUUACCGGCAGCACGCAUGGCCGCAUUCACUAAACCGUUCACUUAUGUGGGCCUCGAUUUCUUCGGACCGCUACUCGUGAAGAUCGGGAGAAGCAACGCAAAGCGUUGGAUCGCUGUGUUUACAUGCCUGACCAUUAGAGCCGUUCAUGUAGAAGUAGCGCAUAGCCUCAGCACCGACUCGUGCGUGAAGUGCGUACGGCGUUUCGUUUGUCGACGGGGUUCGCCGGCAGAGAUACACAGCGACAACGGCACCAACUUCCAGGGUGCUAGCCGACUGUUGAGGGAACAAAUGCAAGAAAUACAAGGAGAGCUUGCAGCAACCUUCACCAAUACGAGCACAAAAUGGUUAUUCAUACCACCCGCGACCCCUCACAUGGGUGGAUCGUGGGAAAGAAUGGUGCGCUCUAUCAAAACCGCGAUGGAGACGGCCUACAACAACUGUCGUAAGCUGGACGACGAAGCUUUGGAGACGUUAGUCGUAGAAGCGGAGGCGAUCGUAAACACUCGUCCCUUGACGUAUUUGCCAUUCACUUCCGAAGAAAGUGAAGCCAUUACUCCGAACCACUUUCUGUUGGGGAGCUCAAGCGGUGUUCGUCAGCCAACGGUUGAACCAACGGAUUCAUCGGCAGCCUUGCGGACCUCCUGGAAUCAGAUUCAGUUUCAACUAGACGUCUUCUGGAAAAGGUGGACUCGGGAAUAUCUUCCGACCCUCACGAAGCGCACGAAGUGGUUCGGGGAUGUAAAGCCUGUCGCCGAAGGAGACUUGGUGUACAUCGUGGACGGAGACAGAAGAAACGGCUGGGAACGAGGUCGCGUGCAGUUAGUCAUCAAAGGAGCGGAUGGGAAGAUUCGUCAAGCGAUUGUACAAACUGCGAGGGGGGUUGUGCGUAGACCUGUCUCGAGGUUGGCUGUCUUGGAGGUGGAUCGUAAAACUGAACCUGGUGGCCAGUGUUACGGGGGGGAUGAUGUUGGAACUGGCAGCACGGACAAUGUUGGAACUGGCAGCACGUACAUUGUUGGAACUGGCAGUACGGACAUGGUCGGAACUGGGAGCACAGACAUACACGAGUAG